Fusarium oxysporum Fo47 is the source of this 1592-nucleotide messenger RNA. Its product is annotated as aldehyde dehydrogenase domain-containing protein. The coding region runs from base 58 to 1533 and encodes 491 amino acids. The transcript is spliced from 3 exons. Gene Ontology annotation, molecular function: aldehyde dehydrogenase (NAD+) activity. NCBI's taxonomy places the organism in Eukaryota, Fungi, Ascomycota, Sordariomycetes, Hypocreales, Nectriaceae. The record is from RefSeq and is a predicted model, not a curated record.
AUUUCUCGGUAGUCAAAUCCACACAAAUACAAAAUACGCAUCAUUCAACUUGCAGAAAUGGGCUCGACGAAUGGAAACGAGGCAAUCAAGCCUCUGAUGCUAAUUGACGGUCAAUUGAUCGGCGCCUCUGAUGGUAGCACUUUUCCCCUCUUCAACCCAGCGACAGGCGAUAAAGUCGCAAAUGUCCCCGAAGCCACAAGAGACGAUGUCAACAACGCCGUCGCAGCUGCACAGCGCGCCUUUCCUGCAUGGUCUGCCUUAGAUCCUGCCAAGCGCGGCGGCUACAUGAAGAGACUCGCGGGCCUCAUCAGACAGCAUAAUGACGAACUGGCUUUACUCGAGGCAAAGUCAAUGGGUCGUCCAUUGCCCGAGUUCUUUGAAGGAUAUGCCGCUGCUGGGAGCUAUGAGUACUACGCUGAAGCUUGGCCUCACAUCCAAGGCCAGGCAAGUCUCAACACGCCAGGCUAUGUCACCAUGACUCUACGUCAGCCAUUUGGCGUUGUCGGUGCUAUUAUCCCCUGGAAUGCUGCUCUCCUCUUCUUUGCAGGGAAGACUGCACCUGCGCUCAUCACUGGAAAUACAGUCGUGCUCAAGUCAAGCGAGAAAGCGCCUCUCGGUGCAGCCAAGUUCGCUGAGCUGAUCCACAAGGCGGGCUUUCCACCUGGCGUCUUCAACGUCAUAUCAGGCCACGGCAACCCCUCUGGAGCCGCCCUCUCGUCACACAUGGGUGUGCGCGCAAUCUCAUUUACUGGCUCGGGACGCACUGGACGGGCGAUUCAGGAAGCAGCUGCCAAGUCCAACCUGAAGAAGGUGAUCCUUGAACUCGGUGGUAAAUCGCCUGUUAUUAUUUUCGAUGAUGCAGACAUCGAACAGGCUGCUAAAGACACUAUGCACAGUAUCCAGUGGAACAGUGGACAGGUCUGCAUGGCUAAUUCUCGCGUUUACGUGCAAGACACCAUCGCUGAGAAGUUCAUUGAAGCUAGUAAGAAGGCACUUUCAGCUGCUAAACCAGGUGAUCCAACGCAAAAGGGCGUCGAUCAUGGUCCGCAAGCAGACAAGACUCAGUACGAAACGGUUCUCUCUUAUAUAGAUGAGGGAAAGAAGUCAGGAAAACUUGUUCAAGGCGGGAAGGGAAGCUAUGACAAGACAGGAGGCUUCUUCAUUGAACCGACGAUCUUCCUGGACACGGCUGAGAAUGCCAAGAUCAUGAAGGAGGAGAUCUUUGGGCCUGUUGUGAACAUCAACGUCAUUAAAACGGAAGAAGAGGCUAUCCAGAAGGCGAACGAUACAGAGUAUGGCCUUUAUGCUGCGGUAUACACCAAGAAUAUUGAUCGAGCGAUGAGGGUUACUCAACAGCUCAACUCGGGCUACGUCGGUAUCAACUGCACCAGUCCCACGACUGCCAGGGAUCUUCCUUUUGGAGGAUAUAAGUCUUCUGGGCAAGGUCGAGAAGGUUACCUUUAUAGUAUGGAUAACUUCUUGGAGGUCAAGAGUGUUAUGAUGAAGGUGGACGCGGGCGGACCCAAAUUAUAACUUGGGCAAUGGUGGUAAUCGGUUCAAUAUAUUCUUUGGCUACCAUCUAACUCGGAGAC